Rotaria sordida is the source of this 999-nucleotide messenger RNA. NCBI's taxonomy places the organism in Eukaryota, Metazoa, Rotifera, Eurotatoria, Philodinida, Philodinidae. The record is from the annotation of a GenBank genome assembly.
AUGCCAUCAACAAGUUGUGUUUCUUCAACGCUCACUAAAUUGAAUAUUAAUGUCGAUACUUUUGAUGAUUGUCUUUAUAUUCUUGAUGGGCGUCUUGAUUCUUUAUCUAUAUUGAUCAUUAAUAUUCGUGAAAUUUCCACUCCAUUAUCAAAUAUUGAUAAUACAAAACAACUUCGCAAACUCAAAUGUUUUUCAUUACUUGCUUAUAGUCGAACAUAUUUUUAUGACAGUCGAGUUGUGCCAUUACUCUGUCGAAUGUCCAAUCUUGAAGAAUUAACACUAUAUCUAGCGAUAACAAGAAUUGAAUCGACUUAUAUUGAUGGUACUCAUUUAUAUGAUGGAAUUCUUAUUCAUAUGCCACGAUUAACCAAAUUUAAUUUCUGUAUAAAUACUCUUGUUUUCAAUAAAGAUAUAAUUAAUCUUCCAUCAAACAAUGAUAUUCAACAUAGUUUUGUCAAAAGAGGAUAUCAACAAAUUGAUUCAUAUACUCACAGGGAAUCAGAAAAAGGAAGUACAUGCCAUAUCUAUUCACUUCCAUAUCAAUUUGAUUGUUUCUAUGUGAAUUGUCAUUUUCACGGUGGUAUAUUUGAUAAAGUUCAGUGUGUGAUGAUGGGUGAAAUAGAACAUCCUUUUGAACAUGAACUUUUUCAAAUCAUCUCUCAUUCUUUUCCUUUUCUUCAUACACUAGUUAUAUGUAAUUAUCAACCACAAAAAAGAAAACAACAUUCAUCUACAAUCGUCACCUUUCCUUAUCUUCGUAGUCUCGAUCUUCAAAGGACAAAUGUUGAUUAUGGUGCUCAAUUUCUCUGUGACACAAAAAUUCAUCUGCCUUCUUUGUUGAACCUGAUAAUUACUUAUGAAUCACUAGCAAUGAUAACAAACAACUUUACCAAUGAUAUGACACGUCUCACUUGUGCUCGUUUGCAACGUCUUAUUAUAUGUGGCUCGUAUGUUCUUCCAGAAAAUUUUCAUUUAUAUUUUCCUUCGUGUUACAUGUAA